GUUUACAAUUCAAAUGAAAAAGCAGAUCCAGGAAGAUUGAGCGUAAGGCGCAAAGCUGAAAACGCGCUAUCGCGGCUUUUCAUUGCUCCUUAUCGCGCGCGAGGCUUUACUGCCGAACUUUCAUGGCAGCGUUCAAGCCGAUCGGCUAAUAACAAGGCGGCAUCGCUGUACAGUCGCUCGUCACUCCUUCCUUCCGCUCGACGCGACUACGGUGUGUAGUGGCGCCGAUUUUCCAACCUUAGCUUCCACGAGCCGCAGACUUGGAGACGGCGCGAGGCAAAAGAGGGAGAGAGAGAGAGAGAGAGAGAGAGAGGGAGAAGGAGGUGGCAGAAGGAAAUCGGCGGCGGGGCGCUCGCUCCUCGCUCGACUGCUCCCGUCUCUCGCGCGCAUUUAUACGGCGACGUCGGCCGGUCGCGUGUAUUAUUCGGUUAUCGGAGUGCGUUGCCGCCUCCUCGCAGCUCCUUUCCUCACGAGCAACGCAGCAUUGUUUCCGUUAAGAGAGAGAGAGAGAGUGAGAUAAGCGCCCAGGAGGAGAAUGAGGCUGGACGGACCCCGGCUGAGCUAGAACUCGUGGGCUCCCGGCUGGACAGCGUCCUUUUGUUUGUUGUCGAUCGUCGAGGCCUGGCACACUUUCGCUCGCAGAGAUGACGAGGAAGGACGGCAGCAUGAGCGAGGAGAUCGUCGGCAAGGGCCUGGAGGGCGGCUACGUGAACCACGCGCUCAGCGAAUCCGGCCUCGAGCUGGCCCAGAACGGCUCGCAGGAGAGCCACCCGCAGCGCGAGCUCCACGGAUCCUCGGACUUUGUCUUGGUGGAGGAGCCGGACGCGGGCGAGGAGGAGAGCGAGCUUAGCUCGUACCUGCAGCAGGCCGGCCGGAGGCUGCGGCACGCCUGCAGCCGCAAGACCCUCUACAAGCGGCUGCCCCUGCUCGGCUGGCUGCCGCGCUACAGCAGCCAGGACGCCCUGGGCGACCUGGUGGCCGGCGUGACGGUCGGGCUGACCGUGAUCCCCCAGUCGCUGGCCUACUCGAACGUCGCGGGCCUGCCCCCCCAGUACGGGCUCUACGGCAGCUUCCUCGGCUGCUUCGUCUACAUCUUGUUCGGCUCGUGCAAGGACGUGCCCUUCGGGCCGACCGCCAUAAUCUCCCUGCUGACCUACCAGACGGUCGGGCAGCUCGAGGAGCCGCAGCUGCACGCCGUGCUGCUCUGCUUCCUCGCCGGGGCGGUCGAGCUGCUGAUGGGCCUCCUCGGGCUGGGCUUCCUCAUCGACUUCGUCUCCGGGCCGGUCAGCUCGGGCUUCACCUCCGCGGUCGCCCUCAUCAUCGUCAGCUCGCAGGUCAAGGACGUCCUCGGCAUCCCGGCCCAGGGCUCGACCUUCCUGCAGAUGUGGCGCAGCAUCGGCGAGCACCUGCAGGAGAGCUCGCUCUACGACGCGGCGCUCGGGCUGCUCUGCAUCGGGCUGCUGCUCCUGCUGCGCGCCGUCGCCUCGGUGCGGCUCGGCUCGGAGGAGCAGCGCCGGCACAGCGCCAAGCUCCGGCUGCUCGACCGGCUGCUCUGGCUGGCCGGGACCUCGCGCAACGCCCUCCUCGUCCUCGGCUGCGGGGCCCUGGCCUACGGCUUCCCCGGCGGCGAGUCGCCCUUCCAGCUGAUCGGCCACAUCCCGAGCGGCAUGCCCGGCCUGGCCGCGCCGCCGUUCGGCUACAGCCGGCCCGCCGACAACGCGACCGUCGGCUUCCUCGAGAUGGCCGGCAACCUGGGCAGCGGCAUCCUCGUGCUGCCCCUGAUCUCGCUCAUGGAGGACAUCGCCAUCUGCAAGGCCUUCGCCAGCGGCAGCUCGGUCGACGCGACGCAGGAGCUCAUCGCCCUGGGCCUGGCCAACAUCGGCAGCUCGUUCGUGCGCGCGUUCCCCGGCAGCGGCUCGCUCAGCCGCAGCGCCGUCAACAACGCCUCGGGCGUGCGCACGCCCCUCGGCGGCCUCUACACCGGGCUCCUCGUGCUGCUCGCGCUGCUCUUCCUCACGCCCUACUUCGCCUUCAUCCCCAAGGCCACGCUCGCGGCCAUCAUCAUCGCCGCCGUCAUCUUCAUGGUCGAGGUCAAGGUGGUCAAGCCCAUGUGGAGGGCCAAGAAGUCGGACCUGAUCCCCGGACUGGGCACGUUCAUCGCCUGCCUGGUGCUGCAGCUCGAGCUCGGGAUCGCCUGCGGGGUCGGCAUCAACGUCCUCUUCAUCCUGUACCACGCGGCCCGGCCCAAGAUCUCCAUGGAGAGGCUCAAGAGCCGCAGAGGCGUCGACUACCUCAUGCUCACCCCGGACCGCUGCCUCAUCUUCCCCUCGGUGGACUACGUGCGCAACCUGGUGAGCAAGUACGGGCGGCGCGCGACCGGCGCGGCAGGUGCCUCGACGCCCGUGGUCAUCGACUGCACGCACAUCUACGGCGCGGACUACACCGCGGCCAAGGUCGUCGAGUCGCUGACCAAGGACUUUGCCCAGCGGGGCCAGCCGCUCUUCUUCUACAACCUCAAGCCCUCGGUCUACGCGGUCUUCGAGGGCGUCGCGCCCCAGGACUUUGUCGUCUACUACACCCAGGAGGGCCUGGACGACCUGCUCAAGGAGCGGGCCGCGAGCUGCCUCGAGCGGACUCUCCAGGACGUGCUCGUGCCCUGAGACGCGCCCGCGGUACUACAGCCUCCUCUUGUCGCGAUCCCGGUAUCUUCCAAGAGAUAUAUUUACAUACGCGUUAUGUAUAUCGUUGCUUGCUCGCUCCUUUCUAGCUCCCGCUGGGCGGCGCAACCUACGUUUUUAAGAUGCUCUGUGAUAAUUUUGUAAAGAGGGAGAACGCAAGAAGAAGAAUAACACGAGACGAACGACGGACGCUUCGCGUCUACAGUGGAUAUAUAUAUAUAGCUUGUAAAUAAACCCUGUAAGUAUUCUGGGAGUCGGCUACUGUAGCGAUCGCUGUGCCUCCCCACCCGCCCUGUGUAAUUAUCUUGAUUAUGUAUGCCUCGUAUUCGAGCAGACGCGGACGCAGGAGACGCAGUGAGAGAUCGGAUUUCCACGCCGGAUCCUCGUUCCUAUACAUUGUAUUGAGAAAGAUUUAAGAGUGUGCGAGCGUGCGACGACUACUCGUCGUUGAUCUAGAUUAAUUAUCUCUCUACGAGAUAUGAUAUGAUAUGAUUAUGAUAUGAUAUGAUAUGAAUUUAUAAAUAAUAAGAUUGCUUAGUUAACCGAA
This is a messenger RNA of Nasonia vitripennis (jewel wasp), 3225 nucleotides long. RefSeq names its product sodium-independent sulfate anion transporter (gene Esp). NCBI's taxonomy places the organism in Eukaryota, Metazoa, Arthropoda, Insecta, Hymenoptera, Pteromalidae. Gene Ontology annotation, biological process: transmembrane transport. Gene Ontology annotation, cellular component: membrane. The record is from RefSeq and is a predicted model, not a curated record. The coding region runs from base 645 to 2660 and encodes 671 amino acids. Gene Ontology annotation, molecular function: sulfate transmembrane transporter activity. The transcript has 5 exons.